UUCGUAGGACAGAAAACGUCCUUUUGCUUUUUCCAGUUGCUCAGUCUGUCCGGGGGAUAGGACAUGUGCCUCUAUCGGUUCUCCUUUGGCCAUAAAUUCGGAUUCCACCUAAUGAAGGACAAAGGAGUAUCGGCAAUCGAUGUGUUACCCCAUUAUACGAGAUGUUGGGUUGAAUCUUCCCCACUACUCGAUGCUGCGUACCUCCUGCUGAUUUCAUUAUCGAUUGUGAUCUCUCUAUUAUCAGUCCUAACCUUUCCACUGUUUCUAGGCAACCUUCCCCAAGCAAGCUUACUGAUGCCCCGGAACCCAAGAGACCCACGACGUCCAGGUCUUCGAUCUUUACCUGUGCGAAUGGUCUGUUGUCGCCUUCCACCGCAGCUCUGAUGGCCGAACAAAUCAUCGCUGCUGACUUCUCCUCCGGGCUCUUGCAAUUUUUGGCGAAAUGUUCCGGUCCGGAUCAUGUUUCCCAAAUAUUCGGUUGCAGUCCUCA
Messenger RNA from Drosophila suzukii, 490 nucleotides. NCBI's taxonomy places the organism in Eukaryota, Metazoa, Arthropoda, Insecta, Diptera, Drosophilidae. The record is from RefSeq and is a predicted model, not a curated record.